Molecule: messenger RNA, 2106 nt
Organism: Talaromyces proteolyticus
Lineage: Eukaryota; Fungi; Ascomycota; Eurotiomycetes; Eurotiales; Trichocomaceae
Product: DUF1716 domain protein
Exons: 10
Coding region: 240-2003 (587 amino acids)
Cellular component (GO): spliceosomal complex
Source: RefSeq, a predicted model, not a curated record
GCUUGUUUCGACGGCCGUAGUUGAUUUCGGAGGGGAGCUAUGACGGUUGCUCGAGGACGUGAGUUUCCUGCAGCAUAGCAUUUUGUAUUUCUAUCGCGCCUUUGUCUAAUUUAUUCUAUACUACGUUGAUUGUAUUCUAUCUUACGUGUCAUUGGCUGCUUGACAAAACCCCGUGACAUACGUUCUGCGCGACCACGGGACAUUCUUUGAGGCUUUAUACACAAACACCAAUUUUAAUAAUGGCCAGUGUUGGUGAUAUUUUCAAGAAACCUGCCGCCGUCCAGGCAAGUGGCAAGCGCAAACUUGAGCAGCCAAAUCACGAUCCCAAUGAAUUAUAUAAAGCGGCCAAGCUCGGUGCCAAUGGCGAUGUCAAGAACAAAGGGAAAUCCGCGGCUGUCGAAGACGAAGAAGACGAAAACGAGUUUGCGGGCCCAGAGCUCCCACCUGAUUUCGAAGAAGACGCUCCAGAUGACGAGGAGGGUCGAUUUUUUGGCGGAGGAAUGACAAAGGAGACCACCCAAGCAAUGGAAUACCUUGAUCGACAAGAUACGGAAGAAGGGGCAGCUGCAGAAAAAAUUGAUACAACAUGGGUACGGCGCUUAGCUCUGAAUUUUGAGAAGCGGAUCUCAAAAAAUGCAGAGCUGCGAGCGAAGUUCGAAAACGAUCCUGAAAAAUUCAUGGCCUCUGAAGCGGAUUUAGAUACCGAUAUAAAGGCUGUUUCUAUACUAUCAGAACAUCCAGAAUUAUAUGGAGAGUUCUCGAAGCUAGGAUGUGUUGCGUCUCUUGUUUCUCUUCUCUCUCACGAAAACACAGACAUUGCUAUCGAUGCUAUACAAACAAUAUCAGAACUGAUUGACGAGGAUGUACAAGCUGAACAAGAACAAUGGGAUGUUCUUGUUAAUGCGAUGCUUGAUGCAGACAUUAUCGAAUUGCUCGCCCAGAAUUUGUCCCGGUUAGAUGAAUCGAAUGAUACUGAUCGAUCUGGGGUGUACUAUAUUUUAAACGUCUUAGAGAGCUUGGCGUCACAGUCAUCAGUGGCCGAAAAGAUUGGCCAAGACGCAAAUACUAUGCCUUGGCUUGUCUCUCGUAUACAACAAAAAGAGUCGCCCGUCAGUCAAAACAAACAAUAUUCCGCGGAGAUUCUUGCGAUCAUCCUACAAUCAUUACCAAAGAAUAGAAAAAAGUUUGCUGAAACCGGCGGCGUUGACACGCUCCUUCUGUUAUUGAGUUCUUACCGGAAGCGAGACCCUGAAAAGGAUUCAGAUGAGGAAGAAUAUGUUGAGAACUUAUUUGAUUGUCUCACAUGUGUGGUCGAUGAAGAGGAAGGCAAGGCGAAGUUCUUGGAGAGCGAGGGUAUCGAACUUGCCCAGAUCAUGCUCCGGGAAGGGAAACUCAGUAAGCAGCGAGCACUACGUGUUCUAGACCAUGCACUGUCAGGUCAGGCUGGUGUUGCUGGCUGUGAGCGACUUGUAGAGAUAGCAGGACUGAGAACAGUUUUCGGCAUGUUCAUGAAGAAGCAAGAGAUUGAGACCGUGGAGCAUUUACUGGGAAUAUUCUCUUCCCUUCUUCGACUUCUACCAGGAGGAUCUGCACCGCGGAUACGAACUCUUGCCAAGUUUAUGGAAAAGGACUACGAGAAGAUCGACAAGCUAUUAUCUCUUCGGAGGGAAUAUGCGUCGAGAUUGAGACCCAUUGAUGCAUCGAUCGAGCAGGAGCGAAAAGAAUUGGACGAGGAAGACAAGGAGCUUCUGGCUGGGGAAUGGCUUUCGCGCCGACUAGACGCUGGCCUAUUUUCACUACAGACCCUGGAUGUCAUCCUUGCUUGGCUCAGUGCCGAAGACGACGGCGCAAGGAAGAAAAUAUCAGCAUUGCUAGCUGACCGAGACGAGGAUCUCUCAGUUAUCCGUCAAAGCCUUGAAGAGCAAAUGAACGGUCUUGGAGAGGAAGACGAGGGUGAAAAGGAUCUGAAGGGUAUGCUGGCCACACUCGUGCAGUUUGUAUGAUAAGAAUGUAAAGUCACAUGAACAAUCAACCAAUGAUUAGCAAGCUUCACUGUAAUCACUUGGCUCUGAUCAACAAUAAAUCCAAUUUUGUACCAAGGAUAAA